Messenger RNA from Drosophila arizonae, 938 nucleotides. It is a transcript of the gene Jhbp12, whose product is annotated as Juvenile hormone binding protein 12. NCBI's taxonomy places the organism in Eukaryota, Metazoa, Arthropoda, Insecta, Diptera, Drosophilidae. The record is from RefSeq and is a predicted model, not a curated record. Gene Ontology annotation, biological process: multicellular organismal reproductive process.
GAAACAUUUGUCGUGCGCUUGUGCGUGUGUGUUCGUGUUUGUGUAUCGGCGACUGUGCGUGCUGGAAUUAAAAUCUGCAAUUGGGCACAGUCCAUAUUGGCAAUAGAUUUCGCAUAUAGCAUCCGAUUUCGAGCGUCAUCAUGUCAAAGCAAUCGUCACUUAUAUUGCUACUGCUAAUCGCUCUGGUUGCGCAGGAGACCGCUAAAUGUGUAACGGUCGCGCAAGAUUUGCCCGAAAACUUCCUGAAAUGUAAGCGCGAUGCAAACUUCGACAAGUGUCUUGUGGAUGCUGUGAAUCAUGCGAUUCAAUUGCUUAAAAGUGGCAACAAAGAAUUCGGCAUUCCGCCACUAGAGCCGCUGUCCGUGAAGAAACUUGUUAUAGACGCCGGUAACGCACCCAUAAAUCUUCGUCAAACCUUGAAAAAUGUGAAGGUGCAUGAUAUGAUUUCGACUAGUAAGAUUCAACGAUAUAGAACCGAUUUGGAUAAGCAUCUAAUAAUCUGUGAUAGCAAAACAGACCGCAUUGAAAUGAUAGGUGAUUACGAAAUGUCUGGUCGCAUUUUGUUACUGCCUAUUACAGGGCAUGGUAACUCCAACAUAACUCUUGUGAAUACAAAGAUUGAACAUCGUCUGAUUGGAGAACCCUUCGAAAAGGAUGGUGUGAAAUAUAUGCGACUUAAGGAGUACCGCGUUAACAUGGAACCCAAACGUGUAUACUUGCAAUUUGAGAACCUUUUCAAUGAUAAAACUCUGUCUGAAGGCAUGAAUCGUUUCCUAAACGAGAACUGGGAGACGGUAUUUACUGAACUGAAGGUUGGCUACUCCAAAAGUUUUGGUCUGGUUUUUAAAGAGCUGUCAAACAAAAUUUUCGAAAAAGUUCCAUUCGAUCAUAUAUUUUUAAGUUAAUGCUAAUGUUCGAUGUUGAAGUAUAUAAGUUAU